Messenger RNA from Hypoxylon trugodes, 1070 nucleotides. RefSeq lists its product as uncharacterized. The record is from RefSeq and is a predicted model, not a curated record. The transcript has a single exon. Lineage: Eukaryota; Fungi; Ascomycota; Sordariomycetes; Xylariales; Hypoxylaceae. The coding region runs from base 273 to 551 and encodes 92 amino acids.
UUCUCUUAAAUGCUUUGAUUUUUCUAGAAUAAGUGAAGUAGCCUUGACAGUCGUUUCCUUUAAAGAUCCCAGAGCCUCCAGUGUUUACCGAUUGAUCGAACAAUUAUACCUAGUUAUUCAUAUUAUCGCCACCUCCUUUACUAUUAUACUUAUCUCGAAGUACCUACGUAGAAUUUACAUUCCUUAAUAUAUUAAUGAGGCCUGCGACUUGCUAUUGUUGUUUCCCGUUUUAUGAAUGCUCGUGAGGGACCGAACUCGCGUUACACUAGAGCAUGGCACUAACAAUCGACAAUAUCCUCAAUCUCAUGGCGCUGAUAAUCAUGUGCAUCCCUGGGCUGUGGUCCGCAUUCAAAUUUGCUCGGCGACAAUGGGUCCGCGGGAGAGAGGCAUUACUACCCGUAGCGAGUCCGAGACGUCUACCCGCACAUAUGGGACACUCCGCCGACCCCCCAACUCAUUCCCCUGUGGUUAAGUGUUCGACGCCUGCCCAAGCUUAUGACAAUACAUUCGAAUUAAGAAACAUGCCCUCCCAAUAUGUGAGUCCACGAUAAUUGACAAGUUUUAAAUAUUCGAAUACUAAAACAUCCGGGAAGCAGAGGAUGGAUGGACAUGAGGUGAUUAUCUCAUUAUCGACUAGAGCCAUCUCUGUAAGACGUGCUUGAGUUUAUUUAACUCGUGAGAGUCUUUUCAGUGGAUAGAGGUUUGGGUAAAGGAAUGAUUUUAUAUAGUGGUUUAGGUCGAUUGUUAAUAUCGUACAUGGCAUAGUGGCGUUCGAGAAAUGAUCGGUUUCAGCGAAGCGGAUAUAUGGUUUGAUGCAGCUCAGCCCGCUAUUUGGUUUGGGUCGCGUUUAUGAAUUGGUGAACAGCAAUUGAAGCAGGUCGGAGUUAGGUCUUGGGUAUGUAGGUCUGGUCAUAGUAAUCGGAUAAGGUUAAACGAUGAUUUGUUGGUUUCCUAAUUAGGUACCUAGGUACACAGCCUUCUACGGGUUCUCCUGCGAACGUCCCUCUCAUUCGGUUCAUAUUAUAUUCAGAGGACUGAUAAUUUAUGCGUGAUUCAUGCGCUUCUGUGGA